Molecule: messenger RNA, 534 nt
Organism: Daldinia loculata
Lineage: Eukaryota; Fungi; Ascomycota; Sordariomycetes; Xylariales; Hypoxylaceae
Exons: 3
Coding region: 1-534 (177 amino acids)
Source: RefSeq, a predicted model, not a curated record
AUGCCGAAGGGCGCAACCUGGACCCUCGAAGCCUACCGCGACUUCUCAAGAGCCGUCUGGGACGUUGCCAAGUUGACAGCGGAGCAGAAGGAACAGAUCCUACGCAAGCUACACGAUGUGGGUUACGAAUUCACUGGAAAUGCUAUGAGACAGCACUUCCAAAAGAUGAUCCGAGAGGAGAAGACCGAAUCUCAGCAGAAUGCUGCUCCCGGCUCCUCUCCCGACACCAAUCAACCUGCUACCAAGGACAAGGCAGCAGCCCGCCCCCGUCCUGCCCGCGGUUCCCGCGCUGGCGCCAAACGCAAGGCUAAGGCACCAGUCUCCGACGAUGAGGAGGAGGAGGAGAAGACACCUGUCAAGAAGCGUACCAAGAACAGAAAAACUUCUAUGAAGUUGGAGGAGGAUGAACCCGUGCCUUCUCAGGAUGACAAGGACUGGGGUGAGUCUGCAGCUCAGCUUGAACAACACCAACCCAUGACUCUCCUUGACCCGUCUUCGGUCCCCCCUGCCCAAGGAGAUGACGAUGCUGAAUAA